Messenger RNA from Hansenula anomala, 1002 nucleotides. It is a transcript of the gene TVP38, whose product is annotated as Tvp38p. Lineage: Eukaryota; Fungi; Ascomycota; Saccharomycetes; Phaffomycetales; Wickerhamomycetaceae. Gene Ontology annotation, cellular component: Golgi membrane. The transcript has a single exon. The coding region runs from base 1 to 1002 and encodes 333 amino acids. The record is from RefSeq and is a predicted model, not a curated record. Gene Ontology annotation, biological process: vesicle-mediated transport; mitotic spindle elongation.
AUGACAGACUACCAAAGAGAUUUCUCAACAGAACCACCUAUAUAUGAAUACGGAGAUUCGUCAUUCAGAAGGAGCUUCAAUGAAUCAAAAGAGGCUAUAAGAAAACUAAGCUACCAAACGUUAGACUGGUGGUAUGAACAGCCAUUAUAUAAAAAGACUUUAUUUAUUCUCAUAGAUGUGCUAUUCGUUCUAUUAGUUGUGCUAUUCGGUGUUUAUCAUGAAACAUUGAUAGGAUACGUUGUUGAGUAUUCAGAUAAAUGGUCCCAAAAGCCCAUAAGUGCCUUUAUUAUUGGAUUGAUGCUAUUUAUUAUAUCAUUCCCUCCAUUAAUCGGAUUCAGCUUUACAAAUACAGUGGCAGGUGCGUUUUACGGCGUUAGUAUAAAAGGCUGGCUAAUUAUAGCAGUUAGUUCAAUUUCCGGUUCAGUUGCUGCUUUCGUUGUCUUUAGAUAUAUGUUGAAGUCUAAAGCGCAAGCCUUAGUUUCAUCGAACAAAAAACUUUUUGCUUUUUCAACAAUCUUACAAGAAAAUAAUAGUUUUUGGUUAUUGACAUUAAUAAGGCUUUGUCCUUUCCCUUAUUCAUUGACUAAUGGUGCUUUAGCUGCUAUUCCUGGUAUCACAAUCACAAACUUUGCAUUGGGUAGCAUUAUAAGUUCCCCAAAAUUGGUGAUUUAUUUAUUUGUUGGUGCUAAAUUAAAGGACUUUGGUAAGGCGAAAGAUACGUCGACAAAACUUGUUGAUCUAGUCUCAAUUGUUUUCACAUUUAUUUUUCUAGCCAUAACUGGUUGGCUAUUAUUCACCAAAACAAACCAAAGAAUUAAAGAACUGGAAGCUCAAAGAGGUUUACAACCGGAGGGCUCGAAUGACUUGAAUGAGGACUUUGAAAGAUUUUUGGAAAAUGAUGGACAUGCAGAUACAGUGAACUUAGAUGCCGAGUUUGACCUUGAUAACGAUUACAUCAAAGAUACUAAUGCCAACAAAAAAGAUGAUAGAACAAUUGUUUGA